This is a messenger RNA of Closterium sp. NIES-67, 1104 nucleotides long. NCBI's taxonomy places the organism in Eukaryota, Viridiplantae, Streptophyta, Zygnematophyceae, Desmidiales, Closteriaceae. The record is from the annotation of a GenBank genome assembly.
GCCCGCUCUUACCUAGCGUUUUUCACAGUUGCUGCCACAUAAGGACCUAUGGUUGGCACCUAAGUGGUGUUCACUCGCCCGCUCUUAUUACGGGAAGAACGGCUUACUCACCAGCCAUAAGGGCUGUUUGCUUCGUCCCGACUCGCGAUUCACGUCCCGACAACUUGUCCAAAGCUUCUAGUCCAGCGACCUUUGUGCGUCCCUCAAACGAGUCGUGCCCCUCAAACGAGUCGUGCCCCUCAAACGAGUCGUGCCCCUCAAACGAGUCGUGCCCCUCAAACGUGUCGUGCCCCUCAAACGAGUCGUUUCUCCUAGUACUCAAGUAGCCUGCACUCAGCAGCAGUCCGGACUACUACGCCGUUCCUUUACCGUCGAUCGGAUCGCACGUGACUCCUAAUAUUUCCGGUUAACAGCAGCGAACGCGUCGAGCUGUCGAUCUCGUGCCAUACCGCCUCGUUCCGCGCGUCUCGCAGCAGCCAAUUCAGAACCGUCGCAUGGCGUCCCGGUUAUCUGUAAACCGGCCACCAACGCCGGAGCCAGAGGUUCGAGAGAGAAGAGACGAGCCCAUGUCGCUACGAGAGGUGGUGGAUGCAAAGCUGUUGGAGAGCGGGGAGAAGGAGAGGCUGAAGACUCUGCUGAGAGACAGACUAGAGGAGUGUGGUUGGAGCGACGACCUUCUCGUCUAUGCCAGGGCAUAUGUGAGCAAGGUUGGACGUGAUAACAUCUCACUGGAUGAGCUCAUACGGGCGAUCACUCCGAAGGGCAGAGCAUCGGUGCCAGGACCAGUGAAGGCGGAGUUGCUUCAACGCAUUCAGUCCUUCCUCACUGCAAAGUGACUCACUAACUACAACAACUUUCCAAACAUGGGUUGAAAUAUUAGGUCUAUUUUGUAAUAAGUGCAUGGCAAUGUCAGGGUUGGCUUGGCUUGGCUCCCUUGCUAACACACAAGAAAAUGCUAAGAUUUUUCUCGGUCUUCUGUGGAAUUCUGGAAGAUCGAGCAAGAUCAGCUAGCUAUUGUCAAACAUAUUUGUAUAUUUUAUAACAGGCUAGAUAGGUGCAUGCUCUUAGAGGGUAUAACCACUUAAACAAAAUCAACGUGUAUGU